This is a messenger RNA of Sparassis crispa, 522 nucleotides long. RefSeq lists its product as hypothetical. NCBI's taxonomy places the organism in Eukaryota, Fungi, Basidiomycota, Agaricomycetes, Polyporales, Sparassidaceae. The record is from RefSeq and is a predicted model, not a curated record. The transcript has a single exon. The coding region runs from base 1 to 522 and encodes 173 amino acids.
AUGGGAUCAUUGCACAAAUGGGUGAGCUCCCUGGUUGACUACACGGUCGCGAAGGUAAACCGUGAGGUGCCCAUUCCCGAACUGCUUGCUGGGAACGCAUGGAUCGGAAGUGGCCGCAGCAGUCUCUGCUGGGUUCUUCCCAUGAGGAUGCUACCCCAGUACCGCACCCCAGAGGACGAACGGCAACUGCGGAAGUUCCAGAAGAUGGUUGGGCUGGGUGGCAAUCCUGUCAUUAUGGCGUCUUGCGACUCACUUGAACCUGCGCGGUACAAGACUAUGGAGACGCCGGAAUUUCUUAUUGAGUGGUCUCUUCCCUCUUUCACGGAGCGCUCUAUGUCGGGAGAGUUGACAGUGGAUAAGUUGUUGGCGUCCUACUAUGGCCCCGAAAUGCCCGAAGUCCAGAGCUUGUCGCUGGAGGACACGCAUAAGCUAUUUGCUACUGGGAAGACGGAGGUACUAGUCUAUGUUCUGUCACUGACAAAAUCAUUUACGCAGAAGGUUCUUGAUGAGGAAUCGCAAUAA